ACGACUGACUGACUCAUUUGCUUUCAAUAUAUGUUUCGACUUGACUCUGGUUCAGUACGUGUGAAUUGCAGUAUCUGUGUGCCAGUGAGAGUGUGUGUGGUUGUGCAUGUUUGCCGGCAUCAUUGUUGUUGCUGGCGCCCAUUGUAGUGACAGUCGCUCCCGUCCUACCAGACGAGGCGGUCGUGGCAUUCUGAAUACUUGACAUUUUCGCCGCCAAAUUGUGCGAUUUCUUCAGGCUGUGGCUGUGACAUUGCCAUGAACGUGGCGCACUUUGCCGCUGCCUGUGCUGUCUGUGGCACUCCUUUCCCCCCUUUCAAGUACACAAACUCCAUCAGCCUCACCGUCUGCUCCAUCGAUUGACUGGCAAACAAAUUUUGCAAUUCAAUUUCUAUUGUGCAUGGGCCAAGCGAGUGUGUGCGAGUGUGUGUGUGUGUGUUGGCGCGCGUCGUUUGCUGUCAAUUCAAAGUAUUUCACAUAAAAAUUGAAAAUUGCAUGCAAAUUAAAUAAAUAGACAGACGCAACAACAACAACACAGUUGCAAAGGACAACAGCAUGAACAGGAGAAGAAAUAAUUCUCAGCCAGUGAAAAUGACAGUUUGAAGUUCUGGUCGCAAUCAAAGCAAAUGUCAUUAGCACACGACACAGCGUCAACGUCGCUGUUUUCGAUUGAUAGCGCCACCAGUAGCAGCAGCAAAAGCAACAACUGCACCAACGACAACCCCAACAACAACAACAGCGAGCAACAGCAGUCAGUGAAUUGGUGGCAACUGAGGGCAUUUGCAUAACUUGCAGCAAGUUCAACUUACGCAGGCACACACAGUCAGAUGUCAACAGCACUUGGGAAUGAUGCAGAUGCAGUGAAAUCAAAGCCCCUUGCGCAAUUUGCACAAACAACGCAUGCGGCAAAUAGCAAUAGAAAUAGAAAUUCAAAUGCAAAUAGAAAUUGUGGCGUUCGCUACAAAAAAUACCCAUAAAAUAACAAAAGCAGCAACAACAGGAGCAACAGCGAGUCGAGCAACAGCUGCUGCGAAUAACAAACGUCAGCUGCAGAGCGCAAAAACAAGCCGCAACGGCAGCGGCAGCAACAUCAACAACAACAGCAAGCGCAGCAACAACACUAACAAAAUGAAAAGCCAUUUAGGCCUGCUCUUUGUCAUUUUGAUAAUGGCCGCCAAAUGCGCCAAUGGCAAUCCACAGAGUCAGCAUCAUGAGUUAAACUCACAGCUGGAUCCCGAUCCGGAGUUUAUUGGCUUCAUCAACAAUGUCACGUAUCCGGCUGGUCGUGAGGCCGUUUUGGCCUGUUCCGUGCGCAAUCUGGGCAAGAAUAAAGUCGGCUGGCUGCGCGCAUCCGAUCAAACGGUUCUUGCCCUGCAGGGACGUGUCGUAACGCAUAAUGCCAGGAUCAGCGUAAUGCAUCAGGAUAUGCACACCUGGAAACUGAAGAUCAGCAAGCUGCGGGAGAGCGAUCGUGGCUGUUAUAUGUGCCAGAUAAACACGAGUCCCAUGAAGAAGCAAGUGGGCUGCAUCGACGUGCAAGUGCCGCCGGACAUCGUCAACGAGGACUCCUCGGCAGAUCUGGCCGUGCAGGAGGGCGAGGAUGCGACGCUAACGUGUAAGGCCACGGGCAAUCCGCAGCCGCGUGUCAUCUGGAGGCGUGAGGAUGGCGAAAUGAUACUCAUACGUAAGCCGGGCAGCCGCGAGCUCAUGAAAGUGGAAACGUACAAUGGCUCCUCGCUGCGGCUGCUGCGCCUGGAGCGCCGCCAGAUGGGCGCAUACCUCUGCAUCGCCUCGAAUGAUGUGCCGCCGGCGGUUAGCAAACGCGUUUCGCUAAGCGUGCAAUUUGCGCCCAUGGUGCGUGCGCCCAGCCAGCUGCUGGGCACACCGCUCGGCUCCGAUGUGCAGCUGGAGUGCCAGGUGGAGGCAUCGCCAUCGCCUGUCUCAUAUUGGCUGAAGGGUGCACGCACUUCGAACGGCUUUGCCAGCAUCUCUACGUCCAGCCUGGAGUCCGGCUCGCCCGGACCCGAAAUGCUGUUGGAUGGGCCAAAAUAUGGCAUCACGGAAAAGCGCGAUGGCUAUCGCGGCGUCAUGCUGCUGGUGGUGCGUUCCUUUUCUGCCUCCGAUGUGGGCACCUAUCACUGCGUCAGCACAAACUCGCUGGGCCGUGCCGAGGGCACGCUGCGGCUAUACGAAAUCAAGCUACAUCCGGGCGCCUCGGCCAGCAACGACGAAAGUCUCAAUUUCAUAGGCGGACUGGACGAUGCGGCACGCAAUGUGGCUGCUGCCUUCAGGCAGGCAGCCUGGCUAAUGCUGCCGCUGCCGCUGCCGCUGCUGCUGCUGCUGUGCGCAUGGAACGCGUGAUAUCAAAACUGAGCGAGAGCCGGCAAUCAAGUAUUCCUACAGGUGUUACCCAGCCCUUGAGCUG
Molecule: messenger RNA, 2422 nt
Organism: Drosophila hydei
Lineage: Eukaryota; Metazoa; Arthropoda; Insecta; Diptera; Drosophilidae
Gene: DIP-gamma
Product: lachesin
Exons: 11
Coding region: 898-2358 (486 amino acids)
Cellular component (GO): neuron projection
Source: RefSeq, a predicted model, not a curated record